UGUGGUACGCGCAUGCGCGGUGGACGCCAUACUUAUAGUUUACAUAAUAUUAUAAUUACUGUAUUUUUGUUGUAAAAAAUUAUGCUCCAGAUCAGAAUCAUUAAACUCGAGAUGAGGAUUUCCCGCGAGUGAAGCUGAGGCGAAAACUAGUCAGUUGUCAAAUUAUUGAAGCGAGUUGGAGGAAAUAUGAAACAAACUGGCUGCACGUUGUCCGUCGUCGUGCUGGCGCUCCUCGCCCAGCUGUCGAUCGCGGACGACGAGUACCACAGGAGGCCGCGUAACUUUCACAGACAUGCGGCUUCGGCGCCGAUCAACGAGAAGGAAGCGACGUUCGAGUUCUGGAUGGGCGAGGCGCAGGCGGCCAUCGCGGCGCACGCGCGCUCCUCGCGGGAGCGGGGCUCGGCGCGCAACGUGGUGAUGUUCCUGGGCGACGGCAUGUCGGUGCCCACGCUGGCGGCCGCGCGCACGCUGCUGGGCCAGAGGAACCGCCGCACGGGGGAGGAGACCCGCCUCUCCUUCGAGGAGUUUCCCAGCGUGGGGCUGUCGAAGACGUACUGCGUGGAUUCGCAAAUCCCGGACUCGGCGUGCACAGCGACGGCAUACCUGUGCGGCGCCAAGGCCAACCUCGGCACCAUCGGCGUGCUGGCCGGCGUGCCGCGAUACGCGUGCGAGGCGUCGCUCGACCCCGCGCAGCACGUGCAGUCCAUCGCCGCCUGGGCGCUGCAGGACGGCCGAGAUGCAGGCAUAGUGACGACGGCGCGCGUGACGCACGCGUCGCCGGCCGGCGCGUACGCGCACGUCGCCGACCGCGACUGGGAGAGCGACGCCGACGUGCGCGCCGCGGGCGCCGACCCCGCGCGCUGCCGCGACAUCGCGCACCAGCUCGUGCACGGCUAUCCCGGCAACCAGUUUAAGGUGAUUUUAGGCGGGGGGAGGCGGGAGUUUCUACCGAAUGGCGUCGUGGACGAGGAGGGCGCGCGGGGCAGGAGGGAGGACGGCCGGCACCUCAUCGAGGAGUGGCAGAUGGACAAGAUCGCUCGCAACGUCACGUACCAGUACGUGUGGAACCGGGACCAACUGCUCAGUGGCGACGCUGAGCUGCCCGAAUACCUGCUCGGGCUGUUCGAGGCGAGUCACCUUCAGUACAACAUGGAAGCAGACGCGCGCACGGAGCCGAGUCUCGCCGAGCUGACGGAGGUCGCCAUCCGGUCGCUGAGCAGGAACGAGCGAGGGUUCUUCCUGUUCGUGGAGGGCGGGCGCAUCGACCACGCGCACCACGACAACCUGGCCGAGCUGGCGCUUGACGAGACCAUCGAGCUGAGCCGCGCGGUGGCGCGCGCCACGCGCCUGCUGGCCGAGGAGGACUCGCUGCUAGUGGUGACGGCCGACCACGCGCACGUCAUGGCCUUCAACGGCUACAGCGCGCGCGGCGCCGACGUGCUGGGCGCGUCCGGCGACCGCGACGCCGACGGCGUGCCCUACAUGACGCUGUCCUACACCAACGGGCCCGGCCACCGCCGCGAGGUGGACGGCCGCCAACAGGACGUCACGCAGGACGCAGAUUAUCGCUCGGCGCAGUGGCGCAGUCCCGCGGGCGUGCCACUGGCGCAGGAGACGCACGGCGGCGACGACGUGGCGGUGUUCGCGCGCGGCGCGCACGCGGCCGCGUUCGGCGGCGUGCUGGAGCAGAGCCGGCUGCCGCACCUCAUGGCGUACGCGGCGUGCCUCGGGCCCGGCGCGCGCGCCUGCGACGCCGACACCACACGGCUCGACUCACAAUGACUCACGA
Maniola jurtina (meadow brown) is the source of this 1789-nucleotide messenger RNA. RefSeq names its product membrane-bound alkaline phosphatase-like. Gene Ontology annotation, biological process: dephosphorylation. Gene Ontology annotation, molecular function: alkaline phosphatase activity. The record is from RefSeq and is a predicted model, not a curated record. Lineage: Eukaryota; Metazoa; Arthropoda; Insecta; Lepidoptera; Nymphalidae. Bases 187 to 1782 code for a protein of 531 amino acids. The transcript has 7 exons.